CUACAACGCAGAGACGCGAAGCACGAUCAGAGUUUUGGGAACAUCAAGCAUCAUCCAGCACAGAAUGGAGUCACAAGGAGCGUACCUGUGCACACCUCUCCUCUUCGGGCUCCUCGUGAUGAAGGCAGAAGGAAACCAAUGCAAAGAACAGUGGCAUCGGUCACACCACGGCGUUUCAACACGCAGGAGAAAAAUGAGUAUCAUCAUAAUGGUCAAUUGCUGAUGCUGAAAAAUCGUGUCGAAAAUAUGGAACGUGAGAGGGAACGUUUGGCUGCGCAAACAAGGGAUCAGCUGAUCGCGAAGGAAAAACACCAUGCAGCUGAAAUCUGGGAGAAAGAGGAACGGAUACGUCAGCUUGAAACGCAGAUACAGUGUCUGCGGCAAGAAAACUUGCAAAGCAGCUUUCAAAUACACAACGUCACGAUGUCGGGCAGUAUUGAUGUGGAAAUGGCUGAUGGCACGGCAGCACCCAGCACAAGCGCAGCGUUACCUACAAGACGAGUGAGCUUGCCAAAGAAUGACACUGCAUGGAAGAAUAUUUCACGAUUUGGAGCUGCAGCUUCUGUAUUCGCUAAUAAUUCAACCGUAGAUCGAUUUGGCAAUGAAAAUGGCUCCGAAACCUUCGCACACAUUCCCAGUCAGAUGCUGGGUGGUCUCCCAGUCCCGAAUGGUACGUUCCGAUGCCCUCAGCCAAUCUACGAAGCUCCGAAGAAGAUAGCUGUUACUACCGAAAGCAAACAGUGCCAAGCAGAAGGACUCUUUGAUGACUGGAAUGUCCAACGGAAAAUGCGUGAAGUUUCGUUGGAGUCCUUUCUUGAGAUCGCAAACUGCCAGCAUGAGGACAUCCCGAAUGGUACGUUCCGAUGCCCUCAGCCAAUCUACGAGGCUCCGAAGAAAAUAUCCGUUACUACCGAAAGCAAACAGUGCCAAGCAGAAGGACUCUUUGAUGACUGGAAUGUCCAACGGAAAAUGCGUGAAGUUUCGUUGGAGUCCCUUUUGAGAUCCGCAACUGCAGCAGAGGACAGUAACUUCGAUCUGUCUGCCUUAAGUAGGCUAUGCCACGUCAGGGAUCAUUUGGAACUGAAAUCUCAUUUAGGUACGGUAGAGCAGCUCAGUGAUGAUUCAUUCACCUAA
Cooperia oncophora is the source of this 1134-nucleotide messenger RNA. Lineage: Eukaryota; Metazoa; Nematoda; Chromadorea; Rhabditida; Trichostrongylidae. The record is from the annotation of a GenBank genome assembly.